Molecule: messenger RNA, 5469 nt
Organism: Callithrix jacchus (white-tufted-ear marmoset)
Lineage: Eukaryota; Metazoa; Chordata; Mammalia; Primates; Cebidae
Gene: PPIL4
Product: peptidylprolyl isomerase like 4
Biological process (GO): protein peptidyl-prolyl isomerization
Cellular component (GO): nucleus
Molecular function (GO): RNA binding; peptidyl-prolyl cis-trans isomerase activity
Source: RefSeq, a predicted model, not a curated record
CGCCGAGGGUGACGUGUGGCGUAAACCACACUGACGACCUGCGCCUGUCACCACCCCCCGGGGUUUGUAGCAGAGGAGGAGCGGGCGCCAUGGCGGUUCUGCUGGAGACCACUUUGGGCGACGUCGUCAUCGACUUGUACACCGAGGAGCGGCCGCGUGCCUGCUUGAAUUUCUUGAAAUUGUGCAAGAUAAAAUAUUACAAUUAUUGCCUUAUUCACAAUGUACAGAGGGAUUUUAUCAUACAAACUGGUGAUCCUACAGGGACUGGCCGUGGAGGAGAGUCUAUUUUUGGCCAACUGUAUGGUGAUCAAGCAAGCUUUUUUGAGGCAGAAAAAGUCCCAAGAAUAAAGCACAAGAAGAAAGGCACAGUGUCCAUGGUGAACAAUGGCAGCGAUCAACAUGGAUCUCAGUUUCUCAUCACUACAGGAGAAAAUCUAGAUUACCUUGAUGGUGUCCAUACAGUGUUUGGUGAGGUGACAGAAGGAAUGGACAUAAUUAAGAAAAUUAAUGAGACCUUUGUUGACAAGGACUUUGUACCAUAUCAGGAUAUCAGGAUAAAUCACACGGUGAUUUUAGAUGAUCCAUUUGAUGACCCUCCUGAUUUAUUAAUCCCUGAUCGAUCACCAGAACCUACAAGGGAACAAUUAGAUAGUGGUCGAAUAGGAGCAGAUGAAGAAAUUGAUGAUUUCAAAGGACGAUCAGCUGAGGAAGUAGAAGAAAUAAAAGCAGAAAAAGAGGCUAAAACUCAGGCUAUACUUUUAGAGAUGGUGGGAGACCUACCUGAUGCAGAUAUUAAACCUCCAGAAAAUGUGCUGUUUGUAUGUAAAUUGAACCCAGUGACCACAGAUGAGGAUCUGGAAAUAAUAUUCUCUAGAUUUGGGCCAAUAAGAAGUUGUGAAGUUAUCCGGGACUGGAAGACAGGAGAGUCCCUCUGUUACGCUUUUAUUGAAUUUGAAAAGGAAGAAGAUUGUGAGAAAGCGUUCUUCAAAAUGGACAAUGUACUUAUAGAUGACAGAAGAAUACAUGUGGAUUUUAGCCAGUCUGUUGCAAAGGUUAAAUGGAAAGGAAAAGGUGGGAAAUACACCAAGAGUGAUUUCAAGGAAUAUGAAAAAGAACAAAAUAAUCCAUCUAAUUUGGUUCUGAAAGAUAAAGUAAAGCCCAAACAGGAUGCAAAAUACGAUCUUAUACUAGAUGAGCAGGCAGAAGACUCAAAAUCAAGUCACUCACACACAAGUAAAAAACACAAGAAGAAAACCCGGCACUGCUCUGAAGAAAAAGAAGAUGAGGACUACAUGCCAAUCAAAAAUCCUAAUCAGGAUAUCUAUAGAGAAAUGGGGUUUGGUCACUAUGAAGAAGAAGAAAGCUGUUGGGAGAAACAAAAGAGUGAAAAGAGAGAUCGAACUCAGAACCGAAGUCGUAGCCGAUCUCAAGAGAGGGAUGGCCAUUAUAGUAAUAGUCACAAAUCCAAAUACCAAACAGAUCUUUACGAAAGAGAAAGGGGUAAAAAGAGAGACCGAAGCAGAAGUCCAAAGAAAUCCAAAGAUAAAGAAAAAUCUAAGUACAGAUGAAAGAUGAAGAGGCAGAAUUGAGUGGCUAACAUAUUUACUCUUGUCUAACUUAGCGUGUCAGGAAAGCAGAUGCUUAGAUUUUGUGUCAAAGCUUGUUUUUUUUCAUACUAGGAUUGUGGCCCUUUAGAUUAAUACUGAUUAUAUAGGGCAUUAAAAAAUAAAGAACUGAACAUUUUCUUUGUAUACUUUUUUACAGUAAUUUUAUUGUUAAACAUAAAUGGUAGUCUUCAUUUUUGAAAUAUUUUACAUUUUCAUCUUUUUUUAAUGAAAUAUUUCAUACUACAAAAAUACAUAAGCAUGUAUAUAUAAAGUAAAGGGAUAAUAGAUGUAAAUAUCUGUGUACUCAUCAGCCAGCUUAAAAUACAGAAUAUGGCCUCCAUUUUAGAAGUCCCUUAAGUGCCCUCUCCCUCUCAAGUAAUUAUUUGGAAUUUUGUGUUUGUCAUCUGCCUAUUAUAGUUUUACAACAUAUGUAUGUAUCUGUAAAUGAAAUGUUAAUUUUGUAUGUUUCUGAAUUUUAUAUAAAUGGCAAAAUGUUUACUUCUGUGACUUUCAUUUUUAUUGCUACAUAGUAUUAUAUGAAUAUACUACAGCUUAUUCUUCUCUUGAGGGACAUUUGAGUUCUGUUUAUUUUUAUUUUUGCUGUUGAAACAAUGCUGCUGUGAACAUUGUCUAGGAAUUAUGUUGCUUGAUAUGUUGAUAAAAUAAUGCCACAUUAUAUUCUGAAGUGGCUGUGCUGGUUUAUACCCCUCCUGGCUCUGUGACUUACCUUUGUAUUAUACCAUCUCCAACACUUGUUAAGUUCAGACUUUUAAAAAUUUGCCAACCUAGUGAAUGUUAAGUGGUAUCUUACUGUGAUUUCCAGCAAGAUUAUUCUCUGUUCUUCCAUGUGUAAGAUGUCCUUUUUUUCCUGGCUGCUUUUAAGGUUUUCUCUCUGUCACUCAUUCUAAGCAGUUUGAUAGGUGCUUGAUACUGUUUUUUUGGUUUUUUUUUUUUCAUGUUUCUUCUGCUGUAGCUAUUCUACCUGUGGGUUUAUGGUUUUCAUAGAAUUUGGAAAUUUGGGGACAUUUUUUUCUUCUGUUUUGUUUUUCUUUUCUUUUUUUUUAUUUUUUGAGACGGAUUUUCGCUCUUGUUACCCAGGCUGGAGUGCAAUGGCGCAAUCUCGGCUCACUGCAACCUCCGCCUCCUGGGUUCAGGCAAUUUUCCUGCCUCAGCCUCCUGAGUAGCUGGGAUUACAGGCACGUGCCACAAUGCCCAGCGAAAUUUUUUUUGUAUUUUUAGUAGAGACAGGGUUUCACCAUGUUGACCAGGUUGGUCUCGAUCUCUCGACCUCGUGAUCCACCCGCCUUGGCCUCCCAAAGUGCUGGGAUUACAGGCUUGAGCCACCGCACCUGGCCAUUCUAUUUUGUUUUUCUGUCUCUCUGCCCCUCUCAUGCUUCUCCUGGGGCUCCGAUGACUUGGAUGUACAUUAGGCCCCUCAAAGUUGUCUCCCAGUGUGCUGAUGCUUUUCUCAGCUUUUUAAAAAGCCUUUUUCUUGCUGUGUUUCAUGUUGGGUAGUUUCCACCGCUGUGUCCUCAUUGUUCAUUAAUCUUCUCUUCUGAAGUAUCUAAUUUCCUUUUAAUCGUAUCCAGGUAUUUUUCACCUCAGACAUUUUAGUUUUUAGAGGCUGUGUCUGGGACAUUAUCUCUCGUGUGUCUUCUUCACAUGCUCAUGCCUUCCUCUAUUUUUAACAUUUGGAGUGUAUUGAUAGGAGCUGUUUCAGUGUACUUGCACAUUCUGUCAUCCGCAUCAUUUCUGGGGUCUGUUUCUAUUGAUUGAUUCUGACCCUACCCCAACCCCUACACUGCCCAUAUUGGGUUGUAAUUUCCUUCAUUAUGUGCCUGGUAAUUCUGUUUUUAACAUUGAGCUUAAGUUCUUUUAUUUAAGUAUCUUGAACUCUGUUUGGGGACAUAAAGUUACUUGGAAACAAUCUGAUCAUUUUGUAGCUUGCUUUUAAGCUUAGUGAGACAGUUCCGGGACAGUUUAGCACUAAUUUGACCCACUAUGAAGGUAAUACUGUUCUGAAUAAUCCUCCUGGUUACUGAGCCCUAUUGAGCUCCCAGUUGUAUUUCUUGUUCCUUUGUGCUGGUUCUUCCCAGCUGUGUGUAAUUACCUCACAUGCAUACACUGCUUGUUGUUUAGCUGAAGACUCAAGGGAAACCCAAUAUUCUACCCUGCAAAUCUUACCUUGGCUAUAUAGUAGGUUGUCUUUUUAUAUUUAAUAGAUUGUGGAUACUAAGAAUAAGUUAGGGAGUGCUGUGUCUCUCUUUCUCUCCCUCUCUGUUCUCUUGGAAGAAAAAAAAAAUUUAAAUUAUCUGUUCCUUAAAAGCUGCAUAGAGCUUACCUAUAAAAUUGUCUGAACUUUGCAUUUUUUGUGAGAAAAUUUCUUUGAUUAGGUUUCAAAAAUUAUAGAAUUAUUAGUCUUUCUAUUUCUUUAAUGUUAGUCAUUUUUAUUACAUUUCUCUGGGAAUUUAUUUUCAAUGAAGUUUUUAAUUUUGAUGGAGGUGCACAUAGUUUAGCUGGUAGAUUUUAGCUGAUAGAUUUUUACUGUCAUUUUGCUUUGUUGAUGAAUGUUGUUAUAUUUUAGUAUGUCUCAUAAAUAGCAUAUAGCUAGAUGAUUAUUAUUUUUUGAGACAGAGUCUUGCUUUGUUGCCCAGGCUGGAGUGCAGUGGUGGAAUCUCAGCUCACUGCAGCCUCUGCCUCCUGGGUUCAAGCAACUCUUCUAUCUCAGCCUCCUGAGUAGCUGGGACUACAGGUAGCCACCACCAUGCCUGGCUAAUGUGUGUGUGUGUGUGUGUGUGUGUGUGUGUAUAUUUUUUUUUUUCUAAAGAGUCUGGGUUUCACCAUAUUGGCCAGGCUGGUUUCAAACUUCUAACCUUGUGAUCCACCAGCCUCAGCCUCCCAAAGUGCUGGGAUUACAGGGGUGAGCCACCGCACCUGGCUGAUUAUUUUUAAAUUUAAUCUGAACUUUAACUGGUGAGCUUAUUUUUAUGUUUAUGGAUGUAUUUGGAUUUGUUUCUUACCACCUUAUUUUGUGCUUUUUAUGUUUUUUUUCAACCCUUUUUUUUCUUUUGGAAUCAAAUGUUUUUUAAUUCCACCCUCAUCGAUCUGCCCCCUCUGUUCUGGGGAGUUGCUUUGGAAUAUUACAUCCAUACUUAAAAAGUGUAAUGCUCUAUCUUUACCCUCCUAAUUGAAAGUCUUGGAACUCGCUAAGUCACUCAUCCAGUAUUUUAGUCAUAGCUUACGAUUUUUAACCUUAAAAUUAGACCUUGAGCUGCACUCAGUGGUGCACACCUGUAGUUCCGGUUGCUGAAUGGCUGAGGCAGGAGGAUCCCUUGAGGUUGGGAGUUAGAGGCUGCAGUACACUGUGACUGUGCCUGUGACCAGCUGCUGCAUUCCAGCCCGGGCAGCAUAGUGAGGUACCGUUUCUUAGAAAAAAUAUUAGACCUUCUGAUUAUUACUGCUUUUGUACAGAUAAUUUUUGGUUUAGAUUUACUUUAUAUGUUGGAAGUGUUUCUUUACUCAUUCUUGCAUCUCAGGCCUUUCACCUAGGAUAAUUUUCCUUCUUUCUGAAGCACGUCCUUUGAUGUUCCUCCAGUGACAGCUGUUGAUAACAAACUCUUACUUUACAUUUAUCGAAAAUGUUUUAAAGUCACUCAUUCUAUAAAGCUGAUUUUGUAUGUACAUAAUUCUAAGUUGACAGGUUUUUUUAUUUUCAGUACUCUGAAGAAUCAGUCUACUGUCUUUACUUGUGUUACUAAUGGGGAGAAAUCUUUUGUCAUUCCAAAUGUCAUUCUUUUCGAUAUAAUGUGACUUCUUUCUGAUUGCUUUUUCACUGUUAAUUAAACUUUCAAUUUUGAAGUCA